UCACUUAGUUACAUUGUAGCGUUGGCUCCACGCUCGGCUCUGCAGGCUGCUGCAGCGACACUGGGGGACUCCACAGCCGCAAGUACAGAAAUCGCAGCGGGGAAUAUAGGCAGCAGCUCAGGAUGGAUCAUUAUGAUUCCCAGAAUAUCUAUAUGCAGCAGGAGGACGAUUGGGACAGGGACCUCCUGCUGGAUCCAGCCUGGGAGAAACAGCAGAGAAAGACUUUCACAGCAUGGUGCAACUCACAUCUCCGGAAGGCUGGGACACAGAUUGAGAACAUAGAUGAAGAUUUCAGGGAUGGCCUUAAACUCAUGUUACUACUUGAAGUCAUUUCAGGUGAGCGUUUGGCCAAACCUGAAAGAGGCAAGAUGCGUGUACACAGAAUCUCCAACGUCAACAAAGCCCUGGAUUUUAUUGCCAGUAAAGGUGUAAGACUGGUAUCCAUUGGAGCUGAAGAAAUUGUGGAUGGCAAUGCAAAGAUGACAUUAGGAAUGAUUUGGACAAUUAUCCUGCGUUUUGCUAUCCAAGACAUUUCUGUUGAAGAAACAUCUGCCAAAGAAGGCUUAUUGCUGUGGUGUCAAAGAAAGACUGCACCCUACAAGAAUGUGAAUAUCCAAAACUUCCACAUAAGCUGGAAAGAUGGUCUUGGUUUCUGUGCCCUUAUACAUCGGCAUCGCCCGGAACUUAUAGACUAUGGCAAAUUACGCAAGGAUGAUCCCCUCACAAAUCUAAAUACAGCUUUUGAUGUCGCUGAGCGUUUCCUGGACAUCCCUAAGAUGUUGGAUGCCGAAGACAUUGUUGGAACAGCCCGCCCCGAUGAGAAGGCCAUCAUGACCUAUGUUUCUAGCUUCUACCACGCCUUUUCAGGAGCCCAGAAGGCGGAAACAGCGGCCAACCGUAUCUGCAAAGUGCUGGCUGUCAAUCAGGAAAAUGAGCAGCUCAUGGAAGAUUAUGAAAAGCUGGCCAGUGAUCUGCUGGAGUGGAUCCGCCGCACAAUCCCUUGGCUAGAAAAUAGAGCCCCAGAAAACACCAUGCAAGCCAUGCAGCAAAAGCUGGAGGAUUUCCGGGACUAUCGUCGCUUGCAUAAACCCCCUAAGGUUCAAGAGAAAUGUCAACUAGAGAUCAACUUUAACACCCUUCAGACCAAGCUAAGGCUCAGCAACCGCCCUGCAUUCAUGCCUUCUGAGGGGAAGAUGGUCUCGGACAUAAAUAAUGCAUGGGGAGGACUGGAGCAUGCUGAGAAGGGUUAUGAGGAGUGGAUGUUGAAUGAAAUCCGGAGGUUGGAAAGACUAGACCAUUUAGCAGAGAAGUUCCGCCAGAAAGCAUCUAUUCAUGAAGCUUGGACUGAUGGUAAAGAAGUCAUGUUACAGAAGAAGGACUAUGAGACUGCUAGUCUGUCUGAUAUCAAAGCUCUUCUGAAGAAACAUGAGGCCUUUGAAAGUGACUUGGCUGCCCACCAAGACAGAGUGGAACAGAUUGCAGCAAUAGCGCAGGAGCUUAAUGAGCUGGACUACUAUGACUCGCCAAGUGUUAAUGACAGGUGCCAAAGAAUCUGUGAUGAGUGGGAUAACCUUGGAGCUCUAACACAGAAACGAAGGGACGCUUUGGAGAGAACUGAGAAGUUGCUAGAAACUAUUGAUCAGCUGUACUUAGAGUAUGCCAAGCGAGCUGCCCCCUUCAACAAUUGGAUGGAAGGAGCAAUGGAAGACUUGCAGGACACUUUCAUUGUCCAUACCAUAGAGGAGAUCCAGGGAUUAACCACAGCACAUGAGCAGUUCAAGGCAACAUUACCUGAGGCUGACAAGGAGCGCCAAGCAAUCUUAGGAAUUCAGAAUGAGAUUUCUAAGAUCAUGCAGACCUAUCAUGUCAAUAUGUCUGGCUCAAACCCCUAUACCAGCAUUACACCUCAAGAAAUCAACAACAAAUGGGACCAUGUCAGACAGCUGGUCCCCCGUCGGGAUCAGGCACUUACAGAGGAACACGCCCGACAGCAGCAGAAUGAGCGACUGCGGAAACAGUUUGCUGCACAGGCCAAUGUCAUUGGACCAUGGAUACAAACAAAGAUGCAGGAGAUUGGACGCAUUGCUAUAGAAAUGCAUGGUACCCUGGAGGACCAACUGAAUCAUCUGCGGCAGUAUGAGAAAAGCAUUGUAAACUACAAACCAAAGAUUGACCAGUUAGAAAGUGAUCACCAACAGAUUCAGGAAGCACUUAUCUUUGACAACAAACACACCAACUACACCAUGGAGCAUAUUCGUGUGGGCUGGGAGCAGCUUCUAACCACUAUUGCCAGGACCAUCAACGAGGUAGAAAAUCAGGUCCUCACACGAGAUGCCAAAGGCAUUACCCAAGAUCAAAUGAAUGAAUUCAGGAAUUCUUUCAAUCAUUUUGAUAGGGAUCACUCUGGCAGGCUUGGCCCGGAAGAGUUUAAAGCUUGCCUCAUCAGCUUGGGUUACGAUAUUGGAAACGAUCCUCAGAAGAAGAGUGGUUUCAUGGAGAGUGAUGAUUUCCGAGCCUGUCUUAUCUCCAUGGGUUACAAUAUGGGUGAAGCAGAAUUUGCUCGAAUUAUGAGCAUCGUUGACCCCAACAGACUUGGGCUUGUUACAUUUCAAGCCUUUAUUGACUUCAUGUCCCGUGAGACUGCAGACACGGAUACAGCUGACCAAGUCAUGGCUUCUUUCAAGAUUCUUGCUGGCGAUAAGAAUUAUAUCACUUCGGAUGAACUGCGCCGGGAACUGCCUCCUGAUCAAGCAGAAUACUGCAUUGCCAGGAUGGCUCCAUAUAUGGGACCUGACGCUGUUCCAGGAGCUCUGGACUACAUGUCUUUCUCAACAGCACUAUAUGGAGAAAGUGACCUUUAACCCUUCCCUCCCCACUCAGAUGUCACUACAGCAGUGCUUUCUCUCUGUAUCCCAUGUGGUUUCAGCGUUCACGCCUCUUGUGUGUCAUUUCUUAGUUCACCAGAAGAUAAAAUCACUAUCUCUCUUUUUGUGUGUGCUGGGAGCUCUGUCUGGCACUGCAAGGGUUAAUACCUGUUCAAAGUUUGUCCUUAAAGCGAGAGUUUACAAAUAAAAACAAAAACAAUUUUUACAGAAGACAUUUAAAAUGCAUAUUUUAUUAUCGAUGAUGUAUUUUUCUGCCAACAAAAAAAAAAAAUACCCCAAGGUGAAAUGAAUGCUUUGUGGUAAAGUUGUUCCGGCGCCUUGUUUAUGUUGCGUAUCCUUUGGUUACGGCAUUAUGGAGAUCUUAACAGGUUUAGCAUGAGUUACUCGCCUCACCUUAUUUUCCUUUUAAAAAAACAAAUGCAUUUUUAUUUUUUUUUUAUAUAUAUAAAUAUAUUUUUGUGGCAAAUUGGCAAGAUAGAGCUGUGGUGUCCAACCUGUGAACCCCUCUACAGCUGCCGUUGAACUAAAUGAUCCAGCCAACGCCUGUGAGAGGAGGAUGGUUACAGUACGGAUAUCCCAGAUCUUAUGUGCGGCAUUACACGGCUGCGAGUAAAACCUUCUUAGCUACUUGACCAUAUUUGUCAAAUGAAAAGCAAACUCUUUGUUUUCAAUAUUUAAUUUAAAGUACAAAAACUGUCACCAGCUCAUAAAGUUAUUUUUUAACGUUGCUGAACAUGGUUUAUUUUUUUUGUUUGGAAAUAUGAAGCUUAAAUAAUUUGUUCUCAAUAUUGCUUUUCACGGGCCAUAUUAAAGAAGUUCUUGUUUAAA
This is a messenger RNA of Xenopus laevis (African clawed frog), 3713 nucleotides long. RefSeq names its product actinin alpha 1 L homeolog (gene actn1.L). Lineage: Eukaryota; Metazoa; Chordata; Amphibia; Anura; Pipidae. The transcript has 22 exons. The record is from RefSeq and is a predicted model, not a curated record. Gene Ontology annotation, molecular function: calcium ion binding. Gene Ontology annotation, cellular component: cytoplasm. Bases 123 to 2861 code for a protein of 912 amino acids.